UCCCGCAGUGACGUCAUUUGCCGGCGACGGCUGUGUGGCUUCCCGCACGCGGCUCUGUUGUCGGGCAUGGAGGCGGCUGACCCCGCCGGGGUUGCGGGUUCUUCCCCGGAGCUGGCCGUCUGCGGGGACCUGAUGGUGGUCACCGGUGGAGCCAAGCUCCUGGCGGCCCUUUACAAAGAGCCUGGGAAUGAAGAUAUUUUCAUUUAUGACUGUUCCACAGCAACAGAGAAACUUCAACAGAAUCAAGGAGAUGACGGAAAGUCAGUGGGUGAAGCAAGUAACGAUAUCCUUGCCUGCACGUUUUCUUCAUCAGGAACCUACUUUGCUCUGACUGAUGACAACAAACGACUGAUCCUUUUUCGUACGAAACCGUCUUGGGAAUGUCUGAGUGUAAGGUCUGUCAUUAGAAGAUGUACUUCCCUGAUUAUAACAGCGGCAGAAGAUAAGAUAUUGGUUGCUGACAAAUCAGGUGAUGUCUAUUCGUACUCAACAACAGAGCCUGAAAAUGCAGGAACAAUUGAACUUGGUCACUUGUCUCUUCUGUUGGAUGUGGCGCUGAGUCCCGAUGACCAGUAUAUCCUGACCGCUGACCGUGAUGAGAAGAUACGAGUUAGUUUGACUAGAGCACCACAUAACAUUGUGUCCUUCUGCCUGGGACACAGAGAAUUUGUCAGCAAAAUAUUUGUAAUACCAAACUAUCCAGAACUUCUCUUAUCAGCUUCUGGGGACUGCACAUUGAGGCUCUGGGAAUACAAAAGUGGGAAGGAAGUGCACUGCUGUCAUCUGAAUAGUUUGAGUACAUCUGAGGCUUCCCCAAAUGAGAAGGUAAUGCGUUUUUCUGUGAACAUGUGAAUAUCUCUCUCUCUG
This is a messenger RNA of Podarcis muralis (Common wall lizard), 867 nucleotides long. NCBI's taxonomy places the organism in Eukaryota, Metazoa, Chordata, Lepidosauria, Squamata, Lacertidae. The record is from RefSeq and is a predicted model, not a curated record.